AUGGUUCUACUGGUGGACGAUGAGAAAUGCCCAGCUACAGGUCUAGGCCGACUACGACCCAACACACUGGUCCUGGGCUUCAAGACCAACUGGAGCGAUGGACACAUGAGGGACGUGGACAUCUACAUCAACACAAUACACGAUGCUUUUGACCUCCAGUUUGGAGUGGUCAUCCUCCGGCUUCAGGACGGACUGGACAUCUCUCACAUCCCGGGCCAAGAUGAGUCAUCCUUGGAAAAGCCAGCUGGGACCGUUGCCAAGGAGAUGCCGGUGACUGUAAGCGUGGCUAAAGACUCAGACUCAGACUCCUGCCCCUCCAAGACCACCAGCCUCCAAAACAGCCCUAUGAUCAGCAGAGACAUCAAGUCACCUCUUAGCCUCAGAGACCAACGACUACUGGACACCAGCCAGCAGUUCAGGAAGAAGCAAGGCAAAGGAACCAUUGACGUCUGGUGGCUGUUUGACGACGGAGGUCUAACACUGUUGAUUCCAUACCUGUUGACCAAUAAGAAGAAGUGGGGCGACUGCAGGAUCCGUGUUUUUAUUGGUGGAAAGAUCAACCGCAUCGACCAUGACCGGCGAGCAAUGGCCACCCUUCUAAGCCGCUUCAGAAUCGACUUCUCUGACAUCAAUGUUCUGGGAGACAUCAACACCAAACCCAAAAAACACAAUAAACUGAGCUUCAAGGAGCUGAUUGAGCCCUACAGGCUGAAGGAGGACGACAUGGAGCAGGCUGAAGCCGAGCACCUUAAGGCUCUGGAGCCCUGGAGGAUCAGCGACAAUGAGCUGGAGCUGUACAGGGCCAAGACCAACCGGCAGAUCCGACUGAACGAGCUGCUCAAGGAACAUUCAAGCUCAGCCAAACUAAUCGUCAUGAGUCUGCCCCUCGCCAGAAAGGGGACCAUCUCUAGCGCCCUCUACAUGUGCUGGCUGGAGACACUAUCCCGAGACCUGCCUCCUGUCCUACUGGUCAGGGGGAACCACCAGAGUGUCCUCACAUUCUACUCCUAACACACACACACGCUCAAAACACACACACGUGCAAAAGACACAAUACACACACACGCGCAAAUCACAUGCACGCAAAACACACACACGCAAAACACACACGCACGCAAAACACUCACAAGCAAAACACACACACAAGCAAAACACACACACACGCAAAACACACACACACACACACACGCAAAGCAUGCACACACAAGCAAAAUACACACACAUACACAAGCAGGAUAAAUGCAGGUGCCUUCAUAAAUUAGAGCCUAGAGGCUUUUUUGCUGUCUGGCUACUAUAGUGUUGGUUCAUUUUAAGAGGACAUAAGGAUGUUACAUAUUGUUUGCACUGUAACAUUACAAAUAAGGAUCAGAAAUGUUUUAAAAAGCCAGUUUAUAGAGAUACUAAUUUAAAUGGAUGUUUUACAGCUACCUCUCUUUAAAGAGGUAUAUUUAUAUUGCUAUAUAUUUAUGUGAUAGAUUAAUGAUUCAAUUUCUUUUUUUAUGUAUUUAUUUAAUAAUGUUUAUUAUACUGCUUUGACGGUGAACAAUAUUGGGUUAAUGGUGUUGUAUACAUUCUAAUCCUGUGUAAUCUUGCAUUGUUUUCCUACUGGAUCACGAUAAGUUAAUCAGUUGUUUAAUGUUUUCUUGACGGGAAAUGGAGACUGAAAGUUGCAACAUAUCGUGGUGCCCCACAAUGUAAUGGGGCUGUUUGGCUUAAAUGUUAUCAAUUACAGUUUAUUCAUGUUCGGACAUUGUAAAGAUUUAACAUGUAAUUAUGUGUACUGUGUAAGGGUGGUUGUUUUAUGGUGGAAGAUAGUUUGAGUUUGUCUAAAUUAUGGUUGCCCCCAAAUAAUAAUUAUAAAAAUACAAUUAUGCAUAAAGUUUUGAAGUCUUGCGUGUCUUCUUGAAGAUAAUCCUGAACCUUACUUGCUAGCCUCACAAAACCAGCCUUAUCAGGUUUGGGAUAUUAGUUUUGAGAAGCCCACCAAACAACAUUCAGCCAAUCAGCGAACGCAAGUCAGUGAUGUAUUCUAUACCAACAUAUUUUUCAACACAUACAGCUCUUUUUUUAAUCUUAUUUUAUGUACAGCCCUAACCACAAAUCUCUAACUGUCUUUGUUAUCAGUCUUUGUUAUCAGCAUUAACUUGGUAGCUAGAAGUGUAAUGCUUGUAUUUAAAAAUGCAUAUAUAAAUAUAGAUUUUUUAAUAUUCACUGCAGAAUGAUAACGACAUGAUUAGUACAAUUCAUGUCAAUUACCUAACUAGAAAGUAAGGGAAAUUAUGGUUGCUGUGGUAAGUGAUUGAGUCCAGUGGUAGCAGUUAUCAACGGCUUGACCUUCGUGGGUGCGUUACAUGUUUCCAUGGUAACAGC
Gadus chalcogrammus (walleye pollock) is the source of this 2370-nucleotide messenger RNA. RefSeq names its product solute carrier family 12 member 2-like. Gene Ontology annotation, molecular function: ammonium channel activity; sodium:potassium:chloride symporter activity. The record is from RefSeq and is a predicted model, not a curated record. Gene Ontology annotation, biological process: sodium ion homeostasis; sodium ion transmembrane transport; cell volume homeostasis. Gene Ontology annotation, cellular component: membrane. The transcript has 10 exons. NCBI's taxonomy places the organism in Eukaryota, Metazoa, Chordata, Actinopteri, Gadiformes, Gadidae. Bases 1 to 1011 code for a protein of 336 amino acids.